AUGGAAAGAGCUAUGGAUGAGUGGGUACUCCACCGAAAUCAUAGUCUGGGUCUAAAUGACUGCGAAGAGAUGUGUAAAAACAAUCGUUCAUGUAAAGCCUACGCGUCAGCAGAAUCUGAUGGAACAGGGUGUAAAUUUUCGUAUGGUCAAGUACUGGGUGAGACCCACAAACAUGUUGCAGAGUCAGAGUCUAUUUUCAUUCGUAACAGCACUUUAAGUGAGAAAAACGGCGCCACCACCACCCAGAAACCAAGAGACAGUGGAACCGAUACAACAAGAAGCCCCCUCGCAGUACCAAAAACCAAGAAUUGUAUGCAACAAGAUAUUCUAACUCCAGGCAAUAUGAUGAACGAUUCAGAUUUCUUGGAGUCACCGAACAAGAUGUUCAAGUUAAAGUUCUUUAAUCUCGAUCAUUCGAGUAAGUGGUACUUGGGGGUUGAAUUCGUGGAGUUCAAAAAGAUAUUUUGGGUGGCCAACAGAGAAAAUCCUUUGAGCCAUCCCGUCCCUGACUACUUGUUUUUGAAAAUUAACAAAGAUGGAGACUUGGUAAUUUGUAAUCAAUAUGGCAUUUCCAACACUAUAAACUUUGAUAGCCCUGCAACGGGUUCGACUACACAUGCCAAACUUCUGGACUCAGGAAAUUUCGUUUUGAAAGCGGGGGAGAGGAUUGUGUGGCAGAGUUUUGAUUAUCCAACUGAUGUACUUUUACCAGGUAUGAAACUGGGAUUGUUCAACUUUAAUAAUGUUGGCAAGCCACAAAAGCAUUUACUCACUUCUUGGUUAAGCUUGGAAGUUCCGGCUUCUGGUGUAUUCACUCUUGGAAUUGAUCCAAGAGAUACACAUCAACUUUCAAUUUGGCAAAGAGGAAAACUAUAUUGGCAAAGUGGCGAAUGGAGUGGUCAUCAAUUUAGUUACUUCCCUGGUAUGGGUGAGGCUCUUCAAUUCAACUUCAACUAUACCUCAGAUGGGACUGUGAGCUACUAUACCUUUGAUGUUACCGGCGAUUAUAAAAUCUUGUGGAUUCAGCUGGACUCAUGUGGAAAAAUUACCAUGUUUCAGGGGUUGGAUGGAGGAUGGUCAUACUGGUGGCCAACAAUUUGUGAUGUAAGAGAAAACAACAAGGCUUGCAUAAGCCAGAAGCCAGAUAAAUGCAGUAGCAGAGAUGAAUUCCUGGAAACAAAAGGACAAUAUAUGGAAAAGUGGGAAUACCACAGAAAUCACAGUAUGGGUCUAAAUGAUUGCGCAGAGAUGUGUAAAAACAAUUGUUCAUGUAAAGCCUACGCGUCAGCAGAAUCUGAUGGAACGGGGUGUAAAUUCUCAUAUGGUCAAGUACUCGGCGAGAUCAUUAAACAUGUUGCAGAUGCAGAGCCUAUUUUCAUUCGUAACAGCACUUUAAGUGAGAAAAGCAGCACCAGCACCACGACAACAAGAGACAAUGACACGGAUACAACAAGAAGCCCCUCCGAAGUAAUAGAAACCAACAAUGGUAUAAAAGAUGGAUGCAAUGCACACAAGAAACAAAUGUUGGUGAGCAUUAUCGUUCCUCUGGUUUCCAUGGCAGUUUUUGCUCUACUUUGCUCAUUGUGCUGUUUCCUAUGGAAGAAGUCUUGUUUUGGAGUAAGCAAACGAGGAAGCCGCCAUGAGGAUGCAAGCGUGAGAACAGAAGUAUUGAUACACGAAUUGGGGAUUAGUAUGGCAGCUAUUAAACACACCGGCACAGAUAAGCUGAAGUUAAAUGGAAAGCUAGAUCAUGAAUUGCCUUUAUUCAGUUUUUCUAGCAUAGAAACUUCCACAGGAUACUUCUCAAAUGCAAACAAAUUGGGGCAGGGUGGUUUUGGGCCUGUCUAUAAGGGUACAUUGAGUGAUGGCCAAGAGAUUGCAGUGAAAAGACUUUCUAAGAGAUCUGGACAAGGAGUACAAGAAUUCGAAAACGAAAUGAUGCUAAUCUCGAAUCUGCAGCAUAAGAAUCUUGUUAGAGUAUUGGGAUGUUGCAUCAAAGGAGAAGAAAAGAUAAUAGUCUAUGAAUAUUUGCCAAACAAAAGCUUGGAUUCGUUUAUUUUCGACACAACAAAACGAGUUUUACUUGACUGGGAAAAACGAUUACGCAUCAUUGAAGGGAUUGCUCAAGGGCUUUUGUACCUCCAUAAAUAUUCUAGACUAAGAAUCAUUCACAGAGAUUUGAAGAACAGCAACAUAUUAUUAGACAGCAAUAUGAACCCAAUAAUCUCGGAUUUUGGGACAGCAAAAAUCUUCGGGGACAAUGAAUCUGGAGCAAACACAAAUCGUAUAGUUGGGACUUAUGGCUAUAUGUCUCCCGAGUAUGCCAUGACUGGUCUCUUCUCUGAAAAAUCUGAUGUUUUCAGCUUUGGAGUCAUGGUACUAGAAAUCCUAAGUGGUAAGAAAAACACUGGUUUCCAUCAGCCAAAUGAAUUUUUAAACCUGCUAGAAUUUGCAUGGAGUUUAUGGAAAGAAGGAAAAUUUUUAGAGUUAAUGGAUCCAGUAGUUUCAGAAACAUGUAAACAAGCGGGCGAAUUUAGUCGGUGUGUCCAAGUUGCUCUAUUGUGUGUGCAAGAAAAUGCAGCAGACAGACCAAUCAUGUCAGAAGUAGUGUCAAUGCUUGGAGGAGGUGAUAUGGUAACUCCCCCAGCUCCUAAACAACCAGCUUUUUUGAAGGUUGCAAAAAUAGAUGACAAUAAUUUGCUCAAGAUUCCAGGAACAUGCUCUGUUAAUCAUUUAUCAAUUUCAAUUGUACAAGCUAGAUAG
Molecule: messenger RNA, 2763 nt
Organism: Ziziphus jujuba (common jujube)
Lineage: Eukaryota; Viridiplantae; Streptophyta; Magnoliopsida; Rosales; Rhamnaceae
Product: G-type lectin S-receptor-like serine/threonine-protein kinase At1g67520
Exons: 8
Coding region: 1-2763 (920 amino acids)
Biological process (GO): protein phosphorylation
Molecular function (GO): ATP binding; protein kinase activity
Source: RefSeq, a predicted model, not a curated record